Molecule: messenger RNA, 3013 nt
Organism: Nymphaea colorata (pocket water lily)
Lineage: Eukaryota; Viridiplantae; Streptophyta; Magnoliopsida; Nymphaeales; Nymphaeaceae
Exons: 3
Coding region: 803-2524 (573 amino acids)
Source: RefSeq, a predicted model, not a curated record
UGUAACUUCAAGCCCUAAAGUUUCCCUUUUCCCCUUUCCCUUCCCCCGUCGAUCGGCCGGAGAUUAGAUUCCGUCAAUAUCCUUCAUCGGCUUCCCGUCUCGAUCGCUUCCCUUCUUUCCUUUCCACGUCUCCUUCCUUUCCCCUCUUCCGAUUGAUACCGAUUUCCCCUAUUUUUCACUCCGCGUCGGACGAAUUUAGGGUUAGGGUUUCUUGUUGGGUUCGUCCUUCUUCAAUCGAUAUUUAGAUCUCGCGUUUUGCGUAAAAGGCCGUUCGAUCUGUGAUAGUUUAGCCUCUAGAUCCGUCCUUGAUUUGGUGUUCUCUGUUGGUGAUUCGAAUUUAGGGUUAGGGUUUGGGGCUUCUCGCUCCGCCCUAUGUCCGUCAGGUAUCGUUGUGCGUCACUUGUCUUCUUUUCAUCUGUUCGUCGUUUGAGGAUUUGAUUGGGUGAAAUUUUCGGGGUUUUCCCAUUGUCUGUGGCCCUAAUUGGGGGAUUAAGUCGAUCUGUCUAAUCAUCGCUUGAUCUCGUGGUGUCCUGCCUAUGUCAAGUAAUCCUUCGUCUGAUUGCUAGCUCCCUUUUAUCGAUUUCGUUUUUACUCUCUUAUCUGUACAGCACUUCCAAGUUUUUGCUCCCAUCUGAUCUGAUCCUCAGUUUCUGGGGUUGUUGAACAAUCAUUUUGGGGCUUUAAUAAUUGUUUCAUUACUUGACUCCAAUUUGUACAAUAGGCUCUUUAAUUUCGUAGAUAAUUACCAUUUGGGUCCGUUGCCUGAGGAUUCUUGCCUGGAGUGUUCUUCCAAGGUUAAAAUAUGGUUCUUGAGCAUAAGAAGCGGCCAUUUUGUGAGGAUGAGUCAUGCCAACUUACUUCCAAGAAGCAUGCUGGGCAGUUGGAAUGCAACAAUCGUCUGCCUACUUUUGAAGAAAUCUUCCAGUGCAACAAUUUACCUCAUGAGCUAUUUGAUUCAGGUGUUAAAUGGCCUUUAAGAUGUGAAGACAACAAUAUGCUCGUAGCUGAUACCUUCAUUGGGUCUGUGGUUCCAGGUGGAAGAGUAUCCCAGAACAAGGGUGUUCAUGACAUUUUUAGUUCCUCCUUCCCACCCACCACCGAUACUUCUGGAGUUCCUAGUAACCAGAUCAAUGCCUUCCGUGGACAUGAAGUGGGCUGUGAUUCGCCAGUAGAGGAAUCAGGAACCUGUGGCCUGCAUGACUAUUGCUCAAGACAUGUUUUAACACGCAUCAAGGAGCCUGAAUUUGCAUUGCUUGAUUAUUAUCCUCGGAAACCUGUAGCCAUUGGGCCUGAUCAUCAAGCACAUGUGCCUGUAUGGGAGCCAGAGCUUCUGAAUUCACCAUUCUCUUCAAGAAAGAUGGAUAUUGUGUUUGAGGAAGAUGAUCAGAGGAAAAUGGGUUCUUGUAUAAUCCAAAUGCCUGACAUGGAAUCAGAUUCUUACCAUGACAAAAAUAUUGGGAGCAGUAGAGUUCACUGUACCUGCCUCGACCAAGGAUCUGUGAGGUGUGUCAGACAGCACAUAGCAGAAGAGAAGGAAAAGCUGAAGUCACUUCUUGGGCAAAAUAUAUUAAUGGAGUUGGGGUUUGAUGAGAUGGGGGAGGAUGUUGCAAGACGCUGGAGCAUGGACGAAGUAAACUUGUUCCAGGAAGUUGUCUAUUCAAAUCCUGUGUCAAUGGGAAAAAAUUUUUGGGCUGAACUCUCUCUAGCAUUCCCCGCAAGGUCCAAGAAAGAAUUAGUCAGUUAUUAUUUUAAUGUCUUUAUCCUUGGCAAAAGAACUCUUCAGAAUCGAUGGGAGACUUGUGAUGUUGACAGUGAUAAUGAUGAGUGGCAGGGCGGUGAUUAUAAUGAGUUAGCAGAAUCAGAAGAAGAUGAAGAUUCUGUUAUGGAGUCUGAAGCAGUUGAUCAUGAUGAGCUCACUUCUGUCUAUCAUGUUUGUGAGAAUGAGGAAGAAUAUGAUGAUGAUGAUGAUGAUGAUGAUGAUGAUGGUGAGGAGGAAGGAAUUGAGGGGAAUGAAAAAUGGGAGGAGGAGGAGGAGGAGGAGGAGGCUGUGACUGAAGAUGUUUCUGGAGAACUUGAUGCCCAAAACUGUUUUACAAACUCACCUGAUGGUGGUUGUGUUUCUGGUCUAGAUAUCCAUCUUGAUGAAGCAAAUCAGGACAGAUGUACAGAUGCUCAAGACACACGCAAUGCGUCUUCUGUGCCAUGUGAGUGUUGCCAUCAUGGCAAUGAUUUCCAAACUGCUAUAGAUACUUCAGCUAUGCCAUGUCCAUGUCCUGAAGCUACUGUCAAGGCUCAAGGUAAUAUGGCUGAAGCACGUACAUGUGGCAACAAGGAGUCUGGUGGUGUGUUUGGGGAAGGGUUCCUCUGUGAACAUCCUUGUGAUUCAAAGAUCUGGGAUAUUGGGUUUGUUUCAAUGUCUGGGAAAGAUGUUGACAUCCUACCUACCUGUAGUAUGAUGAAGGAAGUGUUUGGUGAUGAAGCCUGGAAUAAUGAGGUGCUGAGGGACAGUUCUAGAAUCAGCUAGAUGCGUGUUCAAGUAUUAUGCUCUUGCUGCUUCUGCAUCCAUACUUGUUGGUUAAGAGUUUUAAGACAUUACUCUAAUACUAGUGAAUGGUUGCAAGGGUAGACUCUCUCUGUAUGUUCAUGGUGGAAGGUCAAAUUAUCUUCUACUAUGAAAAUUGACGACGUCCUCCCACUGCCUCUUUUAAGGAUACUGCUCAAAUCUCGAGAAGAAUACAGGGAUACUUUUCACAUCUCUUAAGAGUACCAAUCGUGUCGUCCUCAUUUUUUCCUUUUCUUUGAAUGUUAAUUGUUUAUGUUUUUUUUCUUUUGUUGGUCUAUGUAUACAAGUCUAGAAGAAGUUAAAUUUUUGCUUGUUAUCCCAUCCCAAGUCCUUUUUCUUGGAAUCUCUUGUCCUCACUUGUAGGAUGUUCGAUAUAAACCCUUCUCCCUGAUGUAAGAAAUGAAUGUGGAAAUCAAUUUUUGAUGUAAAUUUUUUAUUUACUUGUUAUAA